Molecule: messenger RNA, 5287 nt
Organism: Lacerta agilis (Sand lizard)
Lineage: Eukaryota; Metazoa; Chordata; Lepidosauria; Squamata; Lacertidae
Gene: CFAP43
Product: cilia and flagella associated protein 43
Exons: 39
Coding region: 46-5124 (1692 amino acids)
Biological process (GO): cilium assembly; sperm axoneme assembly
Cellular component (GO): axoneme
Molecular function (GO): protein binding
Source: RefSeq, a predicted model, not a curated record
AGGAGACGGGUACAAACUGCUCCGGGCAGCUCUCUCGCGGGUACCAUGGACGGUGGGAAGUCGGGCGGCCGCCGCCCAGGCUCCGGUCACAGAGCUGAUCUCGAAGUGAGAUGGGUACAAGGAUUCACCAACAGGAAUGUUGGCUUUGUCACCAAAAGAACUGUCUGCUAUCCUUGUGGCAAUUACAUAAUAUUUGUUAACAUUGAAACACUGGAGAGAUCCAUCUUGCGGUGUCACAGUGGAAAGAUAGAAGCCUUUGCAGUGAACCCAAACCAGAAUGUCGUUGCUUAUUCUGACAGGCAGCUGAAACCUGUGAUUCACAUCCACAGUUAUCCAGGACUAAAGAGACAGGCCAAAUUAAAAGGACAAGCCAGUCUGGAUUACACCUUGCUUGCAUUCAGUUACACGGGUCCUUACCUGGCCAGUUACUCCUCAAUCCCAGACUUUUCUCUUACAAUAUGGGACUGGAACAAAAAAGUUAUUUUGUGCAGUCAGUCACAGAUGGGAGUAGAAGUGACCACAAUGAGUUUUAACCCCAUGAGCUGGCACCAAUUGUGUUUAUAUAAUGGGACUUCUGUUACACUUUGGACCAUUGAGCGGAAUAAUGAAGAGCAUAUUUUGAAGUCAAAGUCAGUUAGGCUUCCUGCUGAAGAUGGAAAUUUAGUAGAUGAGCAAAACAGCUUCUUCUCCCAUCCCACGUACAAUGAUCCUUACUUUGGCCCUAUUCUGCCCAAUUCAGCCAUUGCUGGCUUGGUAGCGGACGAAGCAGAAACAUUUAAGCCCAAAGAUGACAUUCAACCUUAUGUUCACCCUACUGCCCACUGCUGGACUCAAAUCUCUGAUCUGUAUAUGGGCUGUGAAGAAGGACAUUGUUUGAAAAUUGGUGCAGACACAUUCAAGGCUACAGUUAUCCAUCAAAAGCUUUCCGCAGAUGCUAAAGCAAAAAAACGGGCAACUUUUCGAUCGCUAUCACACAGUAUGAAAGGAGAAGCUGAAGCAAAGAAGGAAGCUCAGAACGUCAGACUGCUUGCCAUGGCACUUCAUAAAGAUGGACUCUACGCAGCUGGAAAUGAUGGCGUUGUGCGUUUAUAUAAAAUCAAAGGCAACAGUUUUCAGAUGGAGGACUGUCUGGAAGUGGAAGAGCCCAUAACAAAUCUUAUCUUCUCCCCUGACUACUUUUACUUAUUAGUAGAAACAGAAAAGGGAUCACUCUUCGCUUUUAAUCCCAAUGAUAAUGAAGACGUUAUCAAGAUAAUGGAUUCCAGUAUAAGCCAUUUUGUAGGAGCUGAGUUUCUUGUUCCAGGAAACAAGCACUGUGUGUCUGUAGCAGAAUCAGGAGAGGUACAUGUUUGGCAGUUGGAAGAUGGUGCUUUUGUCAGCAAGCUAUGUCUACAUACCUUGGUCACUGCAAUGGCCUGUAGCCUUUCAUGUUCAUGUGUCACGGCGGGAACUAAAAAGGGCCAACUUUAUUUUAUGGAUCUUACUGCUGUUGAAACGCCUAGGGUGGUUCACCGAGUUGCCAUUUCUGAGUAUCCUAUUCAAUUUUUGCACUAUGAACAAAGUGGUCAGUUUCUCAUAACAUCAACAAUAAAUGGAUAUAUCUUUAUUUUAAAUGCUCUGCCCACAGAAUCAUUUCAAGUCCUUGGAUACGUAGCAAUGACCAGUGAGAUUCUUGAUAUAACUUCAGUCUAUGAUGUAGAUAAGAAUUCAACUGAAGUGGUUGUACUCCUUUGUCCACCGGAGAUCAAAAGGGCACGAGUGGAGAUAUUUAAUCUUCCUUCAAAGAUUAUUCUGGAAAAUGAUGAGUGUAUCAAUGAAAGAGGGCAAUUGAAAGAAAGUGUCAUUCAGAUCCGUGGGUAUGAACUAGAAUAUGCUCUAAGUUCUGUGGUCAAGCGGAAGGACAGCAUGGUGUUUGGCUAUGCUAGCCAGGCACCUUUCAUCUGCAAAUACCAUCUUACAGCAAAGAUAACCUGGAAAGAUCAGCCAAUCAUGUUUGCAGAGAGGAUGACACCAAGCAAACAGUUUGGACGGGGUUUCCUGGAAUUGUCAGCUCAUGGCAGGUGGUUAGCUUCAGCUUCAGAGAGCGGCCUCUUAUUUAUCCAUGAUGCUUCAAAUCUGGAGGUUCUGACUCGUGAAUACUGCCAUUCGUAUCAUGGACAGGGAAUCAGAUCUUUGGCAUUCUCACUGGAUGGCCAACAUAUUCUUGUAAAUGGCAUGCAGGACGGUGCACUUGUUUGUCUGAAAUGGAAGAAACUGGGAGAGCGCAAAUUAAAGGAGGCCACUGACUUCGGGGCUUUCCUUCUUAGCAACAUACUCGACAGCUAUAUUUUCCAAGGAAACGCACACCUAAAGACCAUGCCAGAAUGGGCAGUGACUUCAAGUCCCAUAUAUAAGUUAUCAUUGGAUAGCAUUUCUUCUCAGUUGCAGAAGGCAUCAUUUAUUGAUACAACAGAACAAGAUGAAUACUUUCUUCUGACCCAAGCAAAAUCUGAAGAGACUACAUGGUUGGACCAGAAAGCAGAGACGGCUAUGAAUGUGGAAUCCAACAAGUUUCAUGGAAAGAAAAAAGAAGUAAAAAACAGAAUUAAACAGCUGCGCAAAAAGAUUCAGGAUAUGAUGUUUGAAAAUGCAAUGGUACCAAAAAAUGAGAUGCUGGAGCAAUACGAAUUCAAUCUGGACGUAGAAGAACAAGACAAACAGCAAGUGCAUAGUGAAGCAGAAGUGGCAAGGGUAAAGAAGGAUAUAGAGAUGGAAAAUCUGGCCAACUGCUAUUUACGUGAGAUCAUCAAACACGAGUGUUGGGAUACCAUGUCAGUAAAAGGGCGUUCAGUUAAGGCCUUCCACUCAUCCAACGAAGUUCAGAAUUACCCAAUGAAAGAACAGAGUCCAGAAGAACAGUACAUGUUGGAGAGAGUUUGUUAUUUAAAGAAGAUUGAAUCAAUAGAUCUAAAGCUUCGAAGGCAAAUCGUUGAAUUUCAAUCUCAACCUUCAGUCAUUGAAGGGGAAAGGACAGAGGAAGGGGAGAAGCAGGAAGAAGAAAAAGUAGAUGCUCUGGUGGGGAGCCUGAGUUCACUUUAUGGUGGAAAUACAUCAACUUUAUACCACCAGCUUGAAGUGCACACUCGAGAGGAGAAGAUUAAUCAAAUUCUAUUGCUACGGAACAUCAUUUACAAUGUGAAGAGUUAUUUCAAUAAGGAGUUUGAUGCAGUCAUCCGAAUGAAAGACUUAGAAAUUGGACGUGUGCAAGAAAGAAACAUUAGGAUUGCAGAGAUCCUGAUGCAGCUGGAGCUCCAAGAAGAAAUUUGGGUGCCAGUUCUUUCCGAGAAAGAGAAGCCAGAUCAAGCACUGAUCAUUCUGGACUCAGAGAUCAAAGUGGAAAAGUACUUGACCCCAUUGCAGAAAGCAAAAGAAAAAAUUAUGUCUAGAGUUAACUAUAAACGACGACUUGCUGCUCAGGAGGACAAUGCAAGAGAGCGUGGCCUUAUGGACAUGAUGAAUGGAGUCCUUGAAAUAAAAAAGGAAGAUAUUUUAAAGAUGGAGAUUCCAGCACCCGCUUUUACAGUAAAACCAGAUGCAUUGUGGAAUGAAGAUGAGAGAAAAAUAUAUAAAGAAUAUGAGAAGAAAGUUAAGGAACUGAAUGAAGAGCGAGAGAAACACAGAAAGAUUCUGGACACUGAAUUGAGGAAACUUCAAAGUUCUAUUCAGGAAACUACACAAUCCUUUGAUGAAAUUGUGACAAGGCUGUUUGAAAAAAAAGUCAACUCAGAAAUGGUUAUAUACCAGGAAGAACUCAAAAUAACUAACCUCCUUUACUCACUACUUUUGGAUGAAGAGCUGAGCACAAGAGAAGCUGGGCUCCAUCACUACCUUAAUAAAAAGAGGAAGGAAAAGUUAAUAUCUAAUGAAGCAGUUAAGACAUCCAGAGCAGAAGUGGACGCCCACAGAGAAGCCUAUGACAUCUUAGUCGUUGAAGACAAACUUAUGGAACGUGGGUUUAGAAAGGAAUUUUCAGAUCUUCCCACUCAUCAUAUUGAUCAGCUAUUCAAACUUUACAAACGUCGACCAAGGGCUCUCAGGGCAAAGGUUCCAGUGGAUUCGGCUAACCCCUAUGGUGAACGACCAGGCUCUGCAGAGGCUUUAAAGGCUGCUCUUGCCCAUUUAAUGAAAGGCAUUGAUGAAAUGGAUGAACCUGAAAACAAACCUGAGGGUCUUGACCUUCCCAACUGGGAACGUUUCUGUGAAGCUCGGCGAGCCAAGGUGGAAAGUGAACAGAUGGUGAAGCAAAAAGCACUGAUACUUGCAGAAAUGCAGACUUUCCUUCAGAAGAGGACUGAAGAUGAUGAGAGGUUACGGAAUGACAUUGAUCAAGUUUUUGCUGAGCUCAAUCUGCUUCGAGAGCAGAAGAUGACAUUUCAGCUAGAUCUGAUGGUCCAGUUUCUUCUUAAGCAAGGACAAGUAGAACUAGAGGGUACCAAUUUAAUACCAGAUUACACAGAUGCUAUUCUUAUCAGCAGGACCAUCAUUGAAGAGCUGAACAGCGUAAUCCGGGCUCAAGGAGAAAGGAAAGUUGCCAGCAUGGUGGAAAGCAAAGAUUUUCGUAAAGGGAUAUUUCAGCUGGAAUGGGAACAUAAAAAAAUGCGGAUGCAAGUGGAUGAUCUGAACCAAAAGGCUCGAGAUAUUCAAAAGCUGAAUGUUACCAAACAUCAUCAGAUUUUCUUAAAUGCAUUAAACUAUGACAGCCGAAUGAAUCAUGAAGUCUCAAUAAUGGAAGGAACACUUAAUUUUCUAGAUAAGGUUCACAAGAAAAAUGUACAACAAUGUGAGAAUGUCAUGAAAGAGCUAGAGAAUAAAAUUAGUGUGAAAGACGUAGCAAACCGAAAACUUAGCAAGGAAUUACAAGAAAUGCUUGUAAUUGUGUCAGAAAGGCGGCACAUUAAUGAGGCUACCGACUCACAGCUGCUUAACCAAAGGAUUUCCAAAGAGCAUUACGAGGACAUUGUGCAGAGACAGCAGCUUGUGGAUCUUGCAAAAGCACAGGCACAGGAGUUGUCAGUCCUUCAGGCUGAAGUGGAGAGGCUGAGAAUGAGAACAUUCCCAGCUUUCUUUGAUGUGCAAGAGAUUUAGCAAGGUGAUUCGGCCACAACUAGAAGCAAUAAAUUUCUCUUGUGUUAAAUAAAAAAGUGGGUUUUUUGUAAGCACAUUUAAGAUAGCUUUAGAUAUUACAUUGCAACUCAUUUUGAUUCUCAAAAGACAUUAUUCACUAUGUAUUUUACAAUGGAAUAAAAAA